CAUCCGUUCAUCGUUCACUACCGCUUGUACAGGCUAACGGCUCUAAAAACCCUUUGAACUGGACAGUUGGCUCACAGACGUUCGCAUCGAUCACCAUGGACGUUGAUGGUCCGAAAGCAUCGUCAUCGACGAACCCACUGCUUUACCUGGAGCAGCAAGAGGCAGCUUCUCCAGCUCAACUGAAAUCCUGGUGGACAAAGAUCAGGACGUCGUAUGAGAAGAAGCUAUGGCACAAUCUCACCGUCGUCUUGACACAAUUUGUAUUCUUGCCCGAGACUGGGCCGUAUCAGAUCGACCUGUUCGACAAGUUUAUUACCACCAUCGAAUCCAAGAUCAACGCUUUGAGAUUGGUAGAGAUCGCCAGACGGGUCGGAAGGGAGUACACAGAACCCGAACUCACCCUUAAAUUCCUUGAAUCCCUCCAUUCUCGCCUCACUACACCUUAUCCCGUACCAGCUACGGCCGAUUCACCAGGUACACCCGUCCCACCUCGUCCUAUCCCCGAAGCAUACGCUCUGUCCCUUUCUUCCAUCGCUUAUGCUCAACUCCUCCUUGGUGACUUGCCAGCAUGCAAGAAAUCCCUGGAUGAAGUCGAGACUUUGUUAUCGGAGCAAGACACUGUUGAGCCUGUCGUGUAUGCCGGAUACUAUGGAGUCGCUGGUGACUAUUUCAAAGUGAAAGCGGAUUACGGGCCGUACUACAAGAAUGCGCUGUUGUACUUGGCUUGCGUGGACACAGAGACAGAAUUGACGGAGGAGGAUCGGAGAGCGAGAGCGCACGAUUUGUGCAUUGCAGCAUUGUUAGGAGACACGAUCUACAAUUUUGGAGAGCUCCUCCAACACCCCAUUCUCCAGUCACUCGCCGGGACACCUAACGAAUGGAUCAAGGACCUCAUCAGCGCAUUCAACAAUGGCGAGAUUGGUAAAUUUGAAAGUCUCGCCAAUCACUUUAGCUCAGAACCCAUCCUCGAGUCAUCCCUCAACUUUUUACGCCAGAAGAUCUGUCUGAUGGCGCUCAUCCAAGCUGCGUUUGCGAGACCGAAAGAUGGUUCAAGCAAGUUGAUGACGUUUCAAUCCAUCGCUGAGGCUACACGUUUGCCGGUCAACGAGGUGGAGCAUCUGAUCAUGAAGGCGUUCAGUCUCCAUCUCAUUCGCGGCUCUCUUGAUCAAGUUUCAUCAACCGCCGAUAUUACUUGGGUACAACCUCGAGUCCUCGAAGGAGGACAGCUGGAUCUCCUGGCGGAACAAUUCGAUGCUUGGAGAAAUGGUGUCGGCGAGACUUGGCAAGAGGUCAAUAUGAGGUAUCAAGAAGCCAGGGCGGCCGUUACCGCAGCGUAGGCAGAGUAAAAGUGAAUGGGAGUAGUAUGGCAUGGUGGUCACUGUCUACUGCGCAGAAUGUA
Messenger RNA from Kockovaella imperatae, 1399 nucleotides. RefSeq names its product putative proteasome regulatory particle subunit. The transcript has 6 exons. Lineage: Eukaryota; Fungi; Basidiomycota; Tremellomycetes; Tremellales; Cuniculitremaceae. The coding region runs from base 96 to 1337 and encodes 413 amino acids. Gene Ontology annotation, biological process: ubiquitin-dependent protein catabolic process. The record is from RefSeq and is a predicted model, not a curated record. Gene Ontology annotation, cellular component: cytosol; nucleus; proteasome regulatory particle, lid subcomplex. Gene Ontology annotation, molecular function: structural molecule activity.